Messenger RNA from Rodentolepis nana, 2757 nucleotides. NCBI's taxonomy places the organism in Eukaryota, Metazoa, Platyhelminthes, Cestoda, Cyclophyllidea, Hymenolepididae. The record is from the annotation of a GenBank genome assembly.
AUGUCAGAACAAUUUGGUGACGAAUCUAUUGAUCUUGCCAAGAAUGACAUAAAAGACGAAGAUGUAGAUAUGGAUAGUGAUGCAAACGAACAUCCAAAUCAAGAUUCUGUGAAAAAUCCUGCCACGUCUCAUGUUACUAUUCAACUCUCCCAAGGAUUGCAUUCAAAUCAGCAAAAGAUGGAAGAAUUAAUUGCCCAUCUUUCACAAUCUGGUCAGCUAAAGGAUGAUCGCAAAAUAACAAUUGAAGUUAAAGAUAACGAUGAUAAAGAUGAUGAAAAGCAACAGGAUAAAAGUCCUAUUGAUAUCUUAUCCCACCAGUCCUCUAUCACUGUUAAAACUUCGCAGCAGCCUGUUCACUCAAUCAAGUAUGUUACGGUACAGCAAACUGCCUCUACUCCUUCAACUUCUACUCAGAAGUCAACUUUUAUAAGAACAGCCAACGGACCAGUUCAGCUAAAGGGUGAUUUGAGUGGCCAAUCUGUAUCAGUGCAAGGCCACGGAGACGGUAAAUCCCCCGCGACUUAUCAGAUUCUCACAUCAAAUAAUAGUCAGCAAAUACAGACCACGAGCAAUUCCCAACAGCCUGCGUAUAUCUUAAUUCCAGCCUCCCAACAGGCACAGCAAAUCAAUGUUGCUCCAUUGAAUUCUUUGGCCUCAACCCCUAUUCGCGUUGUUAACCAGGGUGGCCAACAUAUAAUACUGCAACAGACAAAUACAACCUUUGCAACCUCAACACCAAUAAGCAGCUUCUCCUUGAAAACAGCUAGUAUGGUGAAAGGAGAGCGUAAUGUGGUUGUCCUUCAACAGCAACAUCAAAAUCCAGUACCUAUUGUACCUGUGCGUUCCUUUAGUCAAACUCAUAAUAAUCGCCUCCCUCCUGCUCCACCUUCUAUAGCAGCUGCUGCAACUUCUGCAAAUUUCUCACCCAAUACAACUUCAUCGUCCGUUCGCGUCUCCCGUGGUGGCAACCUGAACUCAACUGCUAAGGAGUCGUCAUGGCAGCAAUACGUGAAGCAAUUUGAGAAACUCGGUCCGUGUCCGAUCUGUGGUGAUAAGAUAUCGGGUUACCACUAUGGGAUAUUCUGUUGUGAGUCCUGCAAGGGGUUCUUCAAGCGCACAGUGCAGAAUUCAAAGCGCUAUGCCUGUCAUAUGGCCACCCCGGCCUCAUUGUGCGAAAUUACGGCAACUUCGCGCAAAAAAUGUCCCGCUUGUCGUUUUGUCAAGUGUUUAGAAAAGGGGAUGCGUAUGGAAGGUUCGUUGGUUUAUCCCUUUACCGUUUACCUGGCUUUAGUUUGGACUGUUGUUGCCUUUGUCUACGAGAUAUUAUUACGUUUCAUAGACUGUUCAGUAUAUAAUAAUAUUAACAUAUUGUCGUCGUCAUGUGACUCUGUAGCCAUUCGUACGGACAGAACUCGUGGUGGUCGCAGCAUGUAUCCCGGGUCGCGUUACCUUCGUCAGCUAGCAGCAAGAGCCUCGGGCAGUGCCAGUGAUCUGAAAGGGGAUGCCAAGUCGACCAUCUCGUCUGCCACUUCCGCAAGUCUUCCUAACAUUGCCCCACUUCCUAACAACUCAAGUGGUACCGGGAUUACUUCAACUACUGCCGUCUCUGCCUCUGGUAGCUUCCCAUCCUUUGGCAAACUUGAGACUGGACCGGGCAGUGUUCAUAUCAUGUCCAUUGGUGGAAAUGUGACAGCCACUUAUGAGAUACCUGCAUCGGAAGAUGUUGGAGGUGGGGUUUACUUGGAUCCCGCGGUCCUCGAAGAUCCUGCCGGUGGUAAUGGACAAUCUUCGACCAACUUCCAGUAUGACACGGUCUAUCGAUUGCCGUCAAGAGCACAGGAAGUUACCGAUUUGCCUCAGGUUCUAAGGGAAAUCCUUAAAGUUGAGGAGGACAUAGAGGGCGAACCGGAGGAGAAAUUAGAUUUUGAAAACACCGACGACAUCCAAACAGGAACUGGAAUCUUGCCUCCUAACGUCACAACGGAAGAGGCCGCAGUGUACCGUGCUUUGCUUAAUUUGGCUGACCAACGUCUCUAUCGCAUAGUCAGAUGGUCCCGUGGUCUGCCCGUAUUCAGCAAUCUCGAUACGGAUGAUCAAAUUCUACUUCUGCAAAACUGUUGGGCUGAUUUGCUUUGUCUUGACUGUUGUUGGAAAUCACUUCCGACGCCUUCGGAGAUUCGUCUGACUUCAACUAAGUGCAUCAACUUGGAAGCCGCGCGAGAAAUGGGUGCGGAAGCCCUUGUUGAUAAUUUACUGCGCCUGACCCAAGAUCUAAAGCGUUUACGUUUCUCAAUGUUGGACUUCGCAUGUCUCAAAGUGUGUCUCCUCAUGCAGCCUGGAUUAGCUAAUCUCAAAGCUGUUAAUGAAGUCAAACAAUUCCAGCAGUGUGUUAAUCAACUUCUGAUGAACUAUCUCAAUGAAAGAAACGCAGAUAUACCAAAUAAGUUCGGUGAACUGUUUGUACGUGUUCCUGAUCUCCAACGUACCAGUACGAUUGCUAGAGAGCUCCUAGUCGACAAGGAUCUUUCACCAUACCUUUCUGCCAACUCGCUACUUAUGGAACUCCUUCGCAGCGAUUUCCAUAGACAACCGUCGGGCGGCGUUGCUAUGGAUACAAGCGGGCAAGUAGCUACCACUUUCUUGGCUGGUAAUCAAGGAAGAAAUGAUGAGCAGGCACCCGGGGAACGUCAUCGAGUUUUCCAAACCGGUGACUCUUCAGAGGCGACCAAUGCAUACUCCGCCAACGGUCCACUAUGA